Molecule: messenger RNA, 11572 nt
Organism: Uranotaenia lowii
Lineage: Eukaryota; Metazoa; Arthropoda; Insecta; Diptera; Culicidae
Product: melatonin receptor type 1B-like
Exons: 4
Coding region: 1369-2730 (453 amino acids)
Biological process (GO): G protein-coupled receptor signaling pathway
Cellular component (GO): membrane
Molecular function (GO): G protein-coupled receptor activity
Source: RefSeq, a predicted model, not a curated record
AGAAUUCCAGUCGAUGGCGUCAAGCGUUUGUGAAGUAGUAACAAAAUCGGCGUUCUUGAAAUCGAGAAAAAAGGAUGCCGGCUUCUUGAUAGGAGUCACAACUUCAGAGAUUUCUAGCGAAAGCAGCAGUUCCGGGUGGUGAGGAACAAGCUUAACCAGAGGCGCAGGUGCCAGUUCAAUCGUAGCCAAUUGGGAUCCGUCGUUAACAAAACAGAGAUCGAGCAAGCGAGCAUUCUCAUUCUAGACGCUGUUAAUUUGUCGGAGAGUUGCUGUGCUGAGUGAGUCGAGGAUCAAACUAGAGGGCGUAGAAAAUGAAGAUCUCGCUGGAUCAGCAAACAAAAAACCGCACUGGGAGAAACACCAUUUAAGUCCGGGCAGGUUGAAGUCGCCAAUAAUAAGAAUGUCGUCCUCGGGAACAGUAAGGGAACACAACCGGGAAAGGCCGCGGGAAAACGACUCUACGAAGACCGCGCUUUUGGCUCGAUCAGGAGGUAGGUAUAAAACCCCAACGAAGAGCUUUCGAGUACCCAGAUCGACACCGGAUCGUCGUUCACUGGAACGGAAAAAUCCAUCACGGAGGGGAAGGUCGACGAAAGUUGAAUACUUGCCUGUCAGUGCAGGCUGGAGAACCUCAUCGCCGCAAUCGAACUCAGGGCCGGGACGACUGAUGCCGCUGGCUGAAAUCAGCGCGACUGAGUCGAAGGGCUCCGAGGUCUCCGUAAAGCCUGGCUCGUUGCGUCCCGGUGAAGAAGCCCGUGAAGAAGCGAGGAAUUGAGGAUGCUCAUGAAAGUCCAGAUGAUGUAGGUCGGCGUGGCUGGAAUCGGAAAUUUCAUCACGCAAUGGGAAGGUUCGAACACGAAAAAUGUACUUGCCUGCAAAUUUAGCAGGGAGUCUAAGUUUUUUUGCCCCUGGAGUUAGACACCACCAUCAACAUUCCUUCGAAUACACACAAGUGUGGGUAAUAAAAAAAGAGUUCCCCUGGCGGCGGCGCCAAACACAGAACGUCGUUUUCCUUCCAUCCGUCCGGCAGCAAUCAACAGGCAACGAUCCCCACGCUCUAGAAGGAGCAGGAGCAACAAGAAAAAUUAGCAACGGUCCAUUUCCCUCGAUGGGCACCAUUUUUUCUCGUCGCAUCUUUUCAUCGUCGUCGCCAUCAACAUUAGUCCUAGUGACAGUCGGACAUCGAGACCAGACCGGACCAGACCAUCAGCCAACUGGUUAACCGGUGUUUUUAUUCUCUCCCUCUUCUUCUGUUUUUCUUGUCUGGGUCUGCCUCCUUUUCCGUCUGUCUCGGUCCUUCCUCAAUCUACAAACGCCAGUCUAAGGGCUCGUAUUCCUCUAUAACAAAUUAGAAUAAGGACCAAAAGUAUGCUAACGAAAAGGACUCUCACGACGGUCGUCUGUAUCCUUGGCCUAGUGGCCAUCGGAGAAAUCGUGGCUGAAGGAGGCGUUGUAGUUAGUGGAACUGGUCUGGGAGCAUCGAGGCCAGGAUGCGGGAAUGGCGAUGGCAACAGCCAUGCCGGGGCAGCAACAAGUGUCUCCAAUUACGUUGCCCAUAAAGGCGGAGGCGGAAGCAACAGUGCUAGUGUCGACCAGAAUGGCACCAAUUUAACGCUACCAUCUUCGAUAACUCCAUUAGCGUUAAUGUCCAAGCAUGGUGGCGGCACUUCCGGUGGAGGGAAACAUCAAGAGCAGGACGUAUCACCGGUAACGCUGUCCACGGAAUGGCCCCGGUUGGCCAGGUUGCUGCUCAUGGCCAGCCUGUCCGUGAUCGGCAGUGUCGGUAAUGUCUUCAUGAUAUCUUCGGUAAUGAUCGAAGACCAUCUCAAAAAAGCAGGUAACGCAUUCAUAGUGAACAUAGCGCUCGCCGACUUACUGAUCACUAGCGUAGUGAUGCCAGCAUCCACGAUAGUGCUUCUCGCUGGCAUCGACAAUUCGGACACCGAAGUAUGCAAAUUUCAGUGGUUCCUAGCGGCUUGGUCGUUCUUGGUUAGCAUACUGACUCUAGCAAUAAUGUCCAUUGAAAAUUACCUGCGACUGUGCAAAGCUCAGAACGAGCACAGCUGGUUUAACCGGACCAACGUGACCGUCAUCCUGUUGCUGAUCUGGAUUCUCACCUGUAUCUGUUCAGGACUGCAGUUCAUUUACGACAUCGACUUCGAUUACUGCGACAAGAAGUCGAACCACAUGAUUCCGCUGGAGGCGGGCUGGAUCGGGCUGAUGAUCCUGCUUCCACUGCUGCUGGCCUUCCUGACGCAUAUCCGCAUCAUCGUGGACGUCAAGCGCAACAUGAGUCUACCGAACUUUAAACCGAACCUUGCGUACACCUGGGAUCUGUCUCUGGCGCGGACCAACUUCUACAGCUUCCUGGUGUUUGUGCUGUUCUGGUUGCCAUUCUGCAUCAUCUUGGCGUACGGGACGGCCAAGAGCGUGCCAAAUCGGGUGUUCUACAACACGGCUUGGAUCGGCCUGUCCAAGUCAUGCUUCCACAAUGUGAUCUACUGUGCGACCAAUCGACACUUCCGGAGCGCUUACCUCAGCCUGUUCAACUAUUGCUGCUGCAAAACGACGGUAGCCGUGUCCAGGCGUCAACGGGCCGACGGAUGCCGUCCGACGGCCGAUGUCCGGGUUCACAUCAUUCCCGGGUACAACAUGAAGUCGUACACCAGCCCACAGCGCGCCGGAAAUAGCCACGGCCACUGGGGAAAGCGUGAGUGGCACGAAUUAUGAUCGGAAACGUAGCUAAAUUAAUCGGAAGCAGUCCGGUACGAUUUCGAUUAAUUUACGGCAAUUCCACCUGUUGUCGGACAAACGGACACUCGACGCGAAAACUGCUCUCUGGAAUUGGAUGCAGCAUCAUGUUGUAAUCAUAUUAACGACCAGUUGCGUUGGCUAUCGAUUGUAGUACGUACUUUGGAAAUCCCUCGGUGAAUGUAUGUAGAUGUGCAAAAUAAUGUUCCGUCAUUCUCACAUGUAGACAAAUUUACUUUCGAGAUGAGCUAUUGGAUAAAUUUGAAAGUCAUGCGGUAUUUUUUUUUAAUUUCGAUUAUUGUAGAUUUGAGUUCAGUUCAAGACUGUUUUGAAUUAUAACGAAUAGGUUUAUCAAAGCGAUUUGUUAUAAUGAAUAAAAAAAAAUUACACCGACAUUGUAAUCAGUUAUUCAACUCGUUGAAAAAAAAAAGCAAGUAUCGCAUCUCUUCUGCGUAUUUGAACGAUUCAAAUUCGACCAAUUUUAAUGAAUUAACAGUCUUGUAAAGUUCCCUUCAAAGUGACCAUACUAUGAAGCGAGGAUAGUAUACAAAGAAAAACAAGGUAGAAAAUAAUCCAUGGGAAAAGGAUUCAACAAACGAAUCUGUGUAUCGAUGUUGCAUACAUAUUAUUGACGAUGUUAACCGAGUCACGAGAACGCCCGAGCGAGAGUUUAAACAUGUGUCUAUGAAAUAUUGAUUGGCUGUUCCAAACAAACUAAACGUGCGUCUUAUAUUUGUCACUUUUUGUGGAUAAUUGUUGGGAAGUUAUGUACGUUGCAUAGACAUUUUUUCGAAUUGUUUUUUUUUUAUUUGGUUAAGUCUAUUUUUAUCCUUUUCUUCUUUCUUAGCUAUCAAUUCAUCUUUUUUUUAUUCAAUAGUGACGGGGGCAAAUAUUUUCCAAAUACAUCAACAGAGGUUUGAUACUUGUUGAACUUUUAAGGUAUUUUUUAUGGUGAUUACACUUCUGUUGCAGUUGCUUUUUCCGGCAGCUGAUAUCGACAAGUUUUGCUCGAUGCUGCUAUUCAAUGCUGUUGUUUCGAAAGUUCCUAGGAAAAAAUAAUCAAAAGAUGUUCUAGACUUCUCGAUCGAUUUUUUUUCCUGAAUAGUGCGUUGGAUAGGGGAGAGAGAAUUGUUCUUUUUGAUGAAUACCAUAACUUCUGUCGAGUCACGUGAGGUGAGACAGUCACUCCGAGACACCCAACGUUUAUCUGUACUCAAGGCUUGCUUAGGAAUUGUUUAUGUUGGAAUGACUGUGUCACUUGCUCAGUAGCCGAUAACUUGCUGUUAAGUCGCUUUUGGUUUAAACAUUUCUUUCUAUAGAAAUUUGCUUAUUUUUAUCAAACGGGGAUAAGCAAAAGAUAAAUUCCGUUUUUUCUGCAGAACUAGGUACUCCCAAUUGAUUGAAAUGUAAUAUUCCAAAAAUAAUUUCUAUAAACAAUUGAAAAAAAAAUAGUAGUAGACAGUAGAACUCUGAACAUGGGAUUAGUUUUCAAUGAUUUGACAUCAGUUCUGAAUAAAGAUCAUACCUACUCUUGAAUAGCCUUAUCCAAUCAUUUCAAAUUCAUUCAUCCUAUAAUCAUUAGGAUUGGUGGACUUUUUUCUAGCAAUUUAAGCAUUUACCUAUUGUGGUUUUUACAGGGACGAGUGCAAAAAUAUGGUCAAAAUCGAUAUAUUGCAGCAGUUUUGUUUAUCAUCAGAUUACAUUUUCCUAACUUAACUUGACUUAGCUUCUCUUAAAUUAAAAUUCCAUUAAAGCAGAUCAGCAAAAGCGAAAACAUAACCAGAAAACUACAGAUAAGCACAGUUUAGUGGAAAAGUGACUUACUACUUUUCUUUACUUUGGUACUUGCAAGAUAAAUGUGCUCAGGAGAUUAUAGUAUAGUUUUGAAUAAUUUAUUAUUCUAUCAAAUUGAGCAAAAACGUGUUGUUAACUCUCAAAUACUGGCAAAAAUUGAACCAUAUAGAAGUCCUACAUUUGUUUUGAAAAUUAACGGAUAAGGCUUUCCUCAUUUUAGUAAGCGAUUUUAGAUUUUUCAUCGGCAUGACUUAAAGUUGCCGGAAAUUUUGUUCUGAGUUUUUGAAAAACGAAACAAUAGUCGAAUCAGUAUCACUGCAAUAUUCAUAAAUUUUGAUUUGAUAAUGCCAAAUGAUUAUCCAUGUGUUAAAAUUUGUCUGGUGAAAAUUUCAAUUUUUUUCUUUAAGGUACACCGGGGCAAGUGCAAACGGUUUUCUCCAUAGUUCAACUUUCACAUGUCCUAGAAAAAUAUGUAUAUGUUCAAAAAUUAUCAAUUAUCGUUCGUUGCAUCACUAAAAUAGUUCUCAACAAAUUCCCGUUGAAAGUGAAAAAUAAAAAAAUGUUAGUAAAAAGUAACGGUGCUUUUGUGAAAAAAUUUCAAAAUUUGCACUUGCCCCCAUAAACGGGGCAAACGCAAUACUUUUUCCAAACUAAUUCACAGAUGAGUCAGUGUAUCGUUCCUAAAAUCAUUUGAAUACAUGUUCCGGUACGUUUUAUCAACUUUUAUUAAUAUAUUUGCUGUUUUCUUGCAAUAUUGAUAACUUUUUGGAACUCGAUUUUUGGUGACUGUUGUUUUAAACAAAAGACCUUCAUUUACUAAAGCAUUACGGAACUUUGAACAUCCGCUUCAGAUACAACACUUUGGAUACCCCUUCUGACCAUUUUAAUAUAAUGCUGAACCAUUUUGGUGAUGAAUUUUCUGAAAUGGCUGAUGUUACAUGGCUUAAAGGUGCGUUUGCACUUACCCCGGUAGUGUCGUUUGCACUUGCCCCGCAGUGUGGGUUAACAAGAGCGAAUAUGAUUUUCACAACUUUCGGGGUGUACUUAAAAUUUAUCAUAAAUUUUCUGCUUUCACUUGAAUAUCGGUCUCAAACACUCACCUAUUAACGAAAAUGCGGAUUUGAAUGCCCUUUUUUGUAGCCAAAAUAUGCAAAACAAAAACACACUGUUCAUGUCUAGUACGUACUUGAAUUCGUGUGUGAUCAAACAGUGCCGUGUUUUUAGUGAAAAAUUUAAAGAAAGUUUAGUUUAUCUAUGUCAGAUUGUUUUUUUUUUGGGUCUAAACAGCAAUUUCUAGAAGAAGAAAUAUUUUCUACUUUUUUUGUAACAGAGAAAAGUUGAAUGUUUGCACUUACCCCGAGUUUGCACUUGCCCCGGUGUACCUUAUACUUUUUUUAUAUAACGAAGACUACAUUUUUUCGAAAAAUUUAUAGAAAACGAGUAAAAAAAAAACUUUGAGGCACAUAUUCUUAAAAAAGGCCUUUUGAACUGAGGGCUUCGGCUCUGAGGGGUUAAUUUGUUGUUCCGUUAUUUGACUCAAAAAACUUAAGGCAGUUUCCUGUGACACUAUUUCUAUAAAUUUCAUUAAAAAGGCAUAUCAAAAAACAACAAAAAACCUAUUAAACUUUUCAGAUUUCAAAUAAAUACCAAAUAAAUUCGUUUAGUUUUCCGUUUUUUAAUUUGUUCCAUCCAAAAUUUAGAUGUCCUGUUUUUUUUAUAAAUGAAGUUUUAUUUCUAAAUUCCUCUUCUUUAAUGAUUAUUAUCAAUUGAUUUCCGCAAAGUAGUAACAAGUGUUAUUUUAAGUGCGAUCCGCUGACAAGACAAUUCCAAUUGUUGUUGUUUAAAAAGGUUGCUCAACCCUAAUUCAAAUCAUUCGUCAAUAUUUUGGUUUAGAAGCAAGCGAUAUAGCAAAAGCUUAUACAAGGAUAACACUUAAAAACCAAUCAAGAUUUAUCAUGACAGAAUAGCUGGUUUUACAAAGGUUUUUCUUUAACCCAAAUUUGCAUUUGGAAUGUAUUGGCCUAUUUUGGGGAAAAUAUAACACCAAGCGCAACAGCUUUAUCCUCAAAUUUACGAAAACAAAUCACGUAUAUUAUACAGAAUAAAAAAGUAUCGCGUGUGCGCUCCUCAAUUGCGGAAUUCAAGAUGACAAACUUUCAAUAUUACAUACAUGUCAAUCACUCGUGACGUCAAUUCAGUUGACAUUUAACUGCCAGCUGGAUGAACCCAGUGCUAUACUAAUACUAGAGUGACCAGUUGUACCGGUUUCGGAAUCCUUGAGGCACUCUGCGAGAGCUAGUAGAACGCCUGAUGAUAUGAUGGGAUGAAGCUGAAUCGUAUGCAGAUUCAUAGUCCGCAGGUGUUAUUGAUGAAUUGGCCGAAUAUUCGGCGCCGAAUAGCACCAAAAAAACAUUAAGACGAAUAUUCGGCUCACCGAAUAGUUGAGCUAAGUAUUCGGCCGAAUAGACCGAAUAUUUUCAAAAUUCAUACAAUAACCGAUUUGUCAAUAUUUUCCACUGAUGUUGUAUAAUUUGUAAAAUAUCCAAACGUAAAUGUAAAUCGUACUGAAGAGUGUUGAAAAGUAUCACUUUCUACUUUUAUUAUCGUUUAUUCCAGAUUUUUUGGAUAAAUUGGGCUUGCCGAUAAAUUAAAAACAGCAAAGCCAAAUCUGUACAAGAUGCUUACAUAUUGUUGAAAACGUCCCGGAUUUUGCCCGGGUUCGUACACAUUAUUUGCUAAAUCAAAUAAAAAAACUAAAAUUCUUAUUUGAAAAUGUUUGUAUUUGAAAUGAACAUCAAUUUUUUUAUCCUUAGAUACAAUUUGAAUGCUGCUGAAAAUAAAAAUGAAAAAUUUGAAACAUUUGUUUUUUUCGCUUCCUCGAGUAUGUUUCAAAAAAUAACUAUAUGUAUUUUGUUCAGAUUUGCCCUAAUUUUCCUGAAUUAAAAAAAUCGGCCAUUUUAACUACUAUUUUGAGGAUAUCUUGCUACAAUUCUACCCCUAAUCAAAUACGAUAUCAAAUAAACAAUUUCAAAUUGUAUGGCAGCUGUUUCAGCAUGGUUUGUCCCAGAUGUUACUGGAAAUAUUUUCUUUUUGAUAGACGCCCUAAAAGCGAAAAUUAGCACAUUCGGUUUCAGAGAAGAAACAAAAAUGAUAUUAAUUUUUCAGAACAAAAUAUUCAAUUUUCUCAUAUUUACAAACAUAAAAGUCCAAAUUUACUCAUGAAAAUGUUACUAAAAAUUCUGUAAAAAAAUGGAUGAGUUUUGCACCAAAACGAAGCUUUUAAGACCUCAAGGUUUGAGAAAUUCAAUAAAACCUCAAAUCAAUCACUCUUGACGUCAAUCCAGUUGACAUCCAACUGUCAGACUUGCGUCCUUCAUUUUUCUUUCCAACGUAAUCUCUGUUACAUAGAACAUGCAAUUCAGGGAUAACUACGGCCAGGCCAACCAUGUGGUAAAUAACGCAAAAGAUUCUGGAACAAGUGGAGGAAUGAAUCGUGGAGGUCGCUAAAAAACACUUCAUAUGGAUUACUUAUAUAUCUACAACAUAAUUUGAAAAUUGCUACACUAAUAUACUACACUGUGUAUUAUAAAAUAUCACCAAAUAACCUUUAGUUGUUUUCUACUAGAGACUUCUUCCUCUGGUCCGAAACGACUGUCGUUAGAUUUCUUCUGUAAAUACUCCCCCAAGCAGGUUUCAGCAUCCUGAAGCAAAGCACAAACUACUCCGGGCACUUCCGCCAGGCUCUUUUUAAAUCAUUUUCCGCUGUUAAGAUUUAAAGUUAUUAGUUUUACUUAAAUAUGAUUAAAAAAAUUUAUGGACGAAAACAAAAAGCGUGCAUCGCCCAAAAGUCAUGGCUUACUUCGCUUUUGAUAAAAAAAAAAUCAUUUAUAGAAUAACCAAUUCGGCUUACCUUAACCCCGAAAAUUUUCAAUUUCCAAUCACAUCCGUUUAAAAAUGUUUCAAUUAACGAGCGAUUACUGCACAUAUACAGUAUCGUUCAUUAUUGUAUAGAAAUUGGAAGCACGCGAACUGUCACUUUAACCUUGAACUUCCAUAACUUGUUACUCUGAUGAUAUUUUUUGAUCAAAUUUUCUGCGUAAGAUAGAUCAACUAUCACACUAUUAUAUGACUAAAUUUGAGCUUUCUGAAGUUUAAGUGUCCUGAGAUACAGUAAUUCUACGAAAAUCGGACUUUUGGACUUUUAUGAUUCAAACUGCAAUAUCUCAGAAACUACGCUACGCUUUUCAUUGAAAUUUGCAGAGUGAUUGUUGAAAUAUAAAGCUAACAUAUCUGAAGUUUUCGGAAAGUUCUACCGAUGGGAUGAAAAGUUACGCGAAGUACAAUAUUUCAAGCAUGAACCUCAAAAUGCGCUUUCUAUAGAAUUUCGGACGAAUCAUGAGAACAAUUCCCCUUGCCAUUAACAAUUCAAUCAAAAAAUGUCUGACAAAAGCAAUUAAGAAAAGAAAAAAUUGCAUCAAUGAUUGUGUUUUGAAAUCAAAAUCUCACGAUGUUGUUUUGAGGUUUUGAUUGAAACAGAUUCAAUGGUUGUUGAACUUAAAAUUUGAUUUCCCCAUGGAAACAUUGGUCCAAAAUGAUAUACAAAUCGCAUUUUGUGGUUCAUGCCUUAAAUAUUGUGCCUCGCGUAACUUUUGAUCCCAUCGAUAGAACUUCUCCAAAACUUCAGCUAUGCUAACUUUAUAUUUCAACAAUCACUCUGCAAAAUUUCAAUAAAAAGGGAAGCGUAGUUCCUGAGAUAUCGAUUAAUGGACAAAUAACUAUUAUGAAAAUGGACUGGAAGUCUCUGGAGCCACCGGUAUAAAUCAUGUAAACUGGUGUAGUGUUCAGUAAGCAGACUUCCGAUGAGUAGGUCUUAUCCCAGUCGACAAAGGACAAAUGAACUUCGCAGGCGAAAUAUUGUACCUAAUUGUCUUAAUGGAACAGGUCUGCCUUUUGCGCACCUAACCGGACGUGUGUCGUGUCAUUUUAAUUGUUUUACAAGAAACCUCACAGCCAACUUUAACUUUGCACUUAAAUUUAAAUGUUAACUCAUCGUUCUUAAAUUAUAGAUUUUUAAAGCUGCUGUCACUAAUUGAUUAUUCUGAAUCGGCCUUUCGGUGGACUAGACAAAUUGGCUUAAGAGGCGCAGAAUUGUAUGGCUGUUGCUGUUAAUUGUUUGUUUUUCGAUCGGCCUUCCGGUAGUAGAACAGAUGUUUAAGGCUGUUGCUAUAUCUUAUGUGGAUGGUUUCGGGAGGAAAUCGAAUAAAAUUCGUCGUAUUAAGGUUUUAUUGAUUUUGGAGAAGAGAAAGAAUGUGUAGUGAAGAAGAAAAUUUUAUUUUAUUUUAUUUACUUGAAUAGGGGUUUAACCAGGAUUUAGUGUUGAAAUAAGGCAUGACAGGAAUGUAGAUAGAAGUUUAAAAAUGGUUUUAAAAAUUUUGAGUUUUUAUUGGCCGUGUGAAAAAUAUUUGUAAUGUUCUCUUCAGAAUCCCCUGUAGUUGGACCUUUUAGACUAAUAACUGUUUUAUGGAUAUUUUAAUGCAGAAUACAUAACUUGAUAUUGCUUCAUAAAGAUUUUUAUAGCGUUCUUUAAAUUUCCAGUAGAACUAAGAAAUUUAUUUUGGUAGCUGUGUACAUAUCUUGAGGAAAAUCUAUGUUAUAACCAUGUAGUUUUUUUUUCUUCAGAAAACGGUUAACAGCUAUUGGAACCUUACAAAUCCUUAACAAAACUUCGGUUUUUAUGAUGAAACUAAAAAGAGUUUGAGGACCAAACGUGGCACACAUGAACAUUUUGAUACUUAUCCAAAUAACUUUAAAAAAAAAGUGGUGUUCAAGAAAGAAAAGUAAGACAUAACGAAAUGAUUCAUUACAUCGCCCUCGCUUUCAAACGGGGGGUUCCCAAAUAAAAUUAAUGUAAAGUAGGUACAAUUCAGAAAAAUUUCAUGAGAUUUUUCCAAAAAAAAAAAAUAACAAGAAUGUUUUGAAAUGGCAACAUGUUUUAUUGUACUGAAUGGCCCCUUUCUAGAGGACUUCGCUAUGAAUUCAGAGUAAAAUACGACACAAAUCAAACAAUUUUAAAGUGAUUUUUAUCAAACAAGGUACACUAGCCCAGUUUAACAGGUCACCUUGCAUUUGUGUCGAUUUACGAUGCGUUUUAAUUAUCAUUUUUAUAAGGGAUUUUCAAUUAUCUUGUCCAAGGCUAAGGAAAAACUUUUAUUUUAUUUUGACUCCGAUCUCUUAUUUCCAUUUUUGAGGUAUGUAUAAUAACGCUGACUAAAACUGAUCUUUUCAUUCCAUCACAAUUCCAUUGUUUUUUUAUAUAGUUUGAUAAACUAAUUUUUCCAGCAUUGUCGACAAAUAAAAUGUGACAACUUAUUAUCCCACAAUAUGAUCUGAGUAUGAAAUGCAAAUCACAACAAAUGACAUGUAAGUUUAUCAGCGCAAAGACUAAACAAAAUAGAAUGCCUGUAAAACCAAAAUCGGUCAAGUGAAUUCUCUACAGAAUCAUCACCAUUACCAGUCUUAUAAAAGGAGAGAAACAGUCUACAAUAAACCAAUCCUAAAGAAGAUGUCUUAUCAAAACAUAACAAUAGCUAUUCAGCGACAAAGAUGACGAUAUUUUUAGGAUGUUCGAAAAUUGUCUAAACCAAAUAAAAGCGAUUUUUUAGGGAAUACAAAUUCGCAAACCCGCUUCCAGAGAAUAGAUGGAAACAAAAAUGUAGAUAAACGGGAUAACAACGCUUAUGUAAAUAUUAAAAUCGAAGCACGAAAAAAGUAGGGAAACUGUGAAAAAUAAACAUCUAAUCUCUCUCUACUAUGACUGUUUAGAUAUAAGUCCACAAGUCCAAAUAGACAACUAGGAACAAGUAAUAGUGGUGAAAAAAGUAAUAUUUCAUGAACAGAAGAAAAAUGGCACCUUAUAAAUCCUAUUGACGUUGUAUGAAACACACCGAUGGCAGGAAAUGUUAUUUCAGUAUUCUAUAAGGGGGCAUCCAUAAAUUACGUAACGCUCCUAGGGGGGGGAGGGAGUAAG